This is a messenger RNA of Grus americana (Whooping crane), 2512 nucleotides long. RefSeq names its product intraflagellar transport associated protein (gene IFTAP). The coding region runs from base 694 to 1635 and encodes 313 amino acids. Gene Ontology annotation, molecular function: intraciliary transport particle A binding. The transcript has 14 exons. Gene Ontology annotation, cellular component: 9+0 non-motile cilium; cytosol. The record is from RefSeq and is a predicted model, not a curated record. Gene Ontology annotation, biological process: acrosome reaction; spermatogenesis. NCBI's taxonomy places the organism in Eukaryota, Metazoa, Chordata, Aves, Gruiformes, Gruidae.
CGCCGCCUGCUGGGGCUGGUAGUUCUCGCUCGGCCCCUCGGCCCGGCCUGGCCCAGCGCGGCGCUGGGCUGCCUGGCCGCCGCUCGGCUCGUCCCGUCCCCGGGCGUGAGGCAGCUGGACUGGAGGGGUUAGCGGGCAGGCGGCGGGUGAGUGGGGCCACGGGGCCGGGGCCGCCAGUGGGCGGGUCUCCUGGCGACGGGAUUCAGCUCCGAGGCGCCCGGGGGCACAGGGACCAGCGCCAGGCUUACAUGGCAAACAUCAAGACUUUUUGAAGACAUUUAGGAGCAGUUGAUGCCAGCUGUAUUUGUAACCAUGUAGGUAUCACUGACGUGGCAGAGGUAGAAGCGCUUAGCGCCAGGGUGAAUCUCGCACGCUUGUGCUGAACAGCCUGCUCCAGGAUCUUUAGAAAAAUAAUGUGUCUUCUGUACUGAAGAUGUCCCAAGCACAUCUUGUGGUUGACCUUUGCCUAUGCUGACUUCUAACCUUCCAGCGCCAUGGAUUCCUCUGGGCCAGCGCUCAUCUGACCUUGAGCAGCUUCAGGGAACCCAGAAGUUCAAAGAAGUUAUUGCCUUGAGUCUGUGAACUGGAUGAUUGCUGAAGCCUUUUACUUUUGUAGAAUCUACUGGUUAGCUCCUUAGCAAAGAAGCAGCCUACUAAAGCAGAUAUACCUGUUCAACUGUGAAGGUGCGGAUCAUGGGAGAACAGCUGUUAAACAACAGCAUCCUUGAUCAAUUUAUUAAUAGCCAUGAGCAGUCAUAUGAAGAGUUUCUAAAUGCAUUCACUUAUCUUUUGAAAGAGGAAGAGGGGAAAACAAUUCAAGGAAAUAAAGUGGACUCCCUAAGAAAAACAUUUUCUACUUCUGAAUUAUCAAACAGAAAUAAACAGGAUGGCUCACCUGGAAGAAGCAAAGAAAUGCGGGUGUCUCUUCCACCACAGAUGCCAAAUGAGAAUGAGACAGUGAUGAAUGAGAGCUGGAAAGCUGGUGGCUCUGAUGGAAAUGAUCUCAGUCUAUCUGAAAGAGUGAAGGUGGACAAGUUCUCAGGUUUGGAAGAUACAGACACGGAUGAAGAGACAUGCAGUGCAGGGUCAUUAGUUCUCCCAGGAGAGGCGGAAGAGGCAGUGACUUAUUGUACGCCCUUUUUUGAUAAGCCUAUUCAAUUGAAGUUCAGAACCUUGUCAGUUCCACAGCCAUCAGACAGCAAAGCCCAAGAGGUUUUAGACAUAAAUAUGUUCCUGGAUUUCGGUAUUGACAGCGCAGCAAACGUGACCUCCCACAGGCCACUGAAAAUUGAAACGACAUUCACUCCAUGGUUGAAGAGGAGGCUGUGGGGAACCAUAUCGUUGUUACCCAGUUGCUGGUACCCUUACUGGUAUGGACUUUUAGGAGGCUUUACCUGUGGAAAAGAUGAAACUGGACAUGAAUAUGGAGAGGAGGUCUGCAUCGAGGAUGACUUAUAUGCUCCAGCAUCUAUUGAAGCCAAUCUACUAGGGGAUGAUGUUCAACCAUUCUCACUUGAUGAAGAAUUUGAUUAUGACAAUGUGGCACUGACCCCUAAGUUCUCUGAAGCUGAGCUGAAGGCCAUUAUAAAAUUGUCUAAAGAGAAGAAAAUGGGGACAGAUGUCAAGUCAGCAUGAGUUGAAGACUGAGUCAAAGGCAUUCUGUGCAGUGCUGUUGAAAUAACAUUUUUAGGGGGUAGAUCUAGCUCUUCAUUGUACCCUUAUUUAGUGUUUUUAUCUAUGUCGCCAGUAAAUCCUUGAGAUUUUUUUGUUCGUUCUACUAAGAUGCCUUGGAGCCUGAGAUUGCCUUUCCCUGUACCGCCUCCUAGUCCGAAUGAAAACUCAGAAUAGGAAGAUGGUGCUUGCCCAGAGUUGCUUGUAUAGUAGCCCUUCAGCCAGAGAGGAAGCAUUUCCAUCCUUUUUAUAUGUCUGUACGCUGAUUUGCUUAGGCAAUUCAGAUUGGCUAAGGAGGUCUGUAUUUGUCCCUAAACCCAAUGGGAUUUUUGUAUAGAUUAGUGACCUCAAAUAUUUUUAGGACCCAGUGCUCAGCUACUUUGUUGUUUUCCAGGUGGUACAAGGCAGUUGGAAGGAUGUCUCAAAUGACAGCCAAAAAUUCCCUUUUGUAGAAACGUUCUUGAGUGCAGUGGAUCCUGUAUGGACUCAGGCUAGGUAUGCUGGAGUAAUUGCUCCGUAGGACUAAAACAAGAUGUUUGAAUUCAGAAUAGCAAUAUAGCACUUUGGCUUAUAUUUGGUACUGACUCAGUUCCUGACUGGUGCAAAGCUAGUCCUAAAGCUGCCUUUUACCUCAUUCUUUCAGUAAUGCAAAUAAGAGCUUUUUGCAGCUGACAAAUCAGUCUAUAAAAUCUUUCCCUAUCAUUAUAAGACUUAAAUAUAAAAAGUUAUAUGAGUGAAUAAUCUGGGAAUGUUGGAUUUUUUUCUCUGUCUUUUGGGUUACUGCAGUUCUGCAGAGAAAUAAAUAUUCCUGUUUCAAAUAAACUUUUUGAGUUGAUCAAAA